Messenger RNA from Fusarium verticillioides 7600, 411 nucleotides. RefSeq lists its product as hypothetical. Bases 1 to 411 code for a protein of 136 amino acids. The transcript has 3 exons. The record is from RefSeq and is a predicted model, not a curated record. Lineage: Eukaryota; Fungi; Ascomycota; Sordariomycetes; Hypocreales; Nectriaceae.
AUGGAAAUGCUAUGGAUUGCACUGGCUACCGCUCGCACUGAGACCCCCGGCGGACGGACGGGCACACCCCAUAGCUUUGCGGAGCAUUGUCGUGGCGGUGGUGGACAAGAGAUGGUUAGCAUGGUUAGUAGUCGAAACGUCACCCCAAUCACAUUACAGCAAACGCCGAAGGACAGGACUUGCUACGAAGUGGUUUCGGAGCGGUUCAAGGGCAGAACAGAGCUCUCCUCUAAGCCGGUAUCAAGCAACGCAACCCCAGACCACAUCACAUUCAUGCCAGGCAACGAUUUGACUGAACCGCGGGGCAGAACAGGGAUGUGUAAGCAGUGCUACCCAGAAAGAAGCAGUUACAAUAUCGGCAAAUGCUACACCGGCAGAAACAAGGUCCAAACAUGCCGCCACAUGCUCUAA